AUGACCCUUUUGAGUUAUCUACACUAUAAUCCUUCAAAAUCGUUACUUUUUCAAAGAUUCUGCUCGUCUUCUAGAAUUGCUCACAAGCUGUUCGAUGGAAGUUCCCAAAGAAAUGCAACAAGUUUCAUUAACCAUUCAAUCAGUGAAUCAUUACGGAGAAACUCUCCGGCACAAGCCCUUUCGAUCUUCAAGGAAAGUAUCCAGCUGGGCUUUUGUGGUCGUAAUGUGGACGAGGUUACACUUUGUCUUGCGCUUAAGGCAUGUCGUGGAGACCCGAAACGUGGUUGUCAAAUCCACGGGUUUUCCAUUACGUCUGGGUUCACUUCUUUUGUCUGCGUUUCAAACGCUGUAAUGGGUAUGUACCGUAAAGCCGGUCGAUUUGACAAUGCUUUGUGCAUAUUUGAGAAUCUUGUUGACCCUGAUGUUGUUUCUUGGAACACUAUACUCUCUGGAUUUGAUGACAAUCAAGUUGCUCUGAAUUUUGUUGUUAGGAUGAAAUCAGCCGGAGUUGUUUUCGAUGCGUUCACUUAUUCCACUGCUCUUUCCUUCUGUGUGGGAUUUGAAGGGUUUCAUUUAGGAUUGCAGUUGCAAUCUACUGUGGUGAAAUCCGGACUGGAGUCUGAUGUUAUCGUUGGGAAUUCGUUUAUAACAAUGUAUUCGCGGGAAGGAAGUUUCAGAGAUGCUAAGAGAGUUUUUGAUGAAAUGCCGGUUAAGGAUAUGAUUUCAUGGAACUCAUUAUUGUCAGGACUUUCUCAAGGAGGCAAUUUCGGGUAUGAAGCUGUGGUUGUCUUUAGGGAUAUGAUGCGAGAAGGGGUGGAGCUUGAUCACGUGUCUUUUACUAGUGUGAUUACAACUUGUUGUCAUGAAACUGACUUGAAGCUUGUCAGGCAAAUCCAUGGUUUGUGCAUAAAAAGAGGUUAUGAAACACUUGUUGCUGUUGGUAAUAUGUUGUUGUCAAGUUACUGGAAGUGUGGGGUAGUAGAAGCUGCGAAGUCAGUGUUUUACGAAAUGAGCGAACGGAAUGUUAUCUCUUGGACAACGAUGAUUUCCGCUUAUAAAGAUGAUGCUGUAUCCAUCUUUCAUAUGAUGCGGUUAGAUGGAGUUUGCCCAAACGAGGUCACAUUUGUUGGAUCAAUCAAUGCUGUUAAGUGCAAUGAGCAAAUCAAAGAAGGGCUUAAAAUUCACGGGAUAUGCAUCAAGACUGGUUUUGCUUCGAAACUGUCUAUUGGCAACAGUUUCAUCACCAUGUAUGCCAAGUUUGAGGCUCUAGAAGAUGCCAAGAAGGCUUUUGAUGAGAUACAUUUCAGGGAGAUUAUAUCCUGGAAUGCUAUGAUAUCUGGAUUUGCACAAAACGGAUUCUCACAUGAAGCUCUCAAGAUGUUCUUAUCAGCAGUAACAGAAACAGUUCCAAAUGAAUACACUUUCGGAAGUGUCUUAAAUGCAAUAGCUUCUGCAGAGGAUAUAUCUCUAAAGCACGGUCAGCGUUGCCAUGCUUGUAUACUGAAAUUGGGUUUUAAUAGUUGUCCUGUUGUUUCAAGCGCGCUUCUUGAUAUGUACGCCAAGCGUGGGAGCAUCACUGAAUCCGAGAAAGUCUUUAAUGAGAUGUCUGGUAGGAGCCAAUUUGUUUGGACAUCGAUAAUAUCGGCCUAUUCGAGCCACGGGGAUUUUGAAUCCGUGAUGAACUCGUUCCAAGAGAUGGUUAAAGAAAACAUAGCACCAGACCUGAUCACUUUUCUCUCUGUGUUAACAGCUUGUAAUAGAAAAGGUAUGGUAGACAAAGGCAAUGAGAUUUUCAACUCAAUGACCAAAGACUACAAUCUUGAGCCGGCUCAUGAGCAUUACUCAUGUAUGGUCGAUAUGCUUGGCCGAGCUGGAAGAUUAAAAGAAGCAGAGGAGCUUAUGAGUGAGGUUCCUGGGGGACCAGGAGUGUCGAUGUUGCAGAGCAUGCUGGGGUCUUGUAGACUGCACGGGAAUGUGAAAAUGGGAGCAAACAUGGCUGGGCUUGCAAUGGAGAUGAAACCAGAAUUGUCGGGUUCUUACGUUUUGAUGUAUAACCUCUACGCAGAGAAAGGACAGUGGGAGAAAGCUGCAGAGAUUAGAAAAGAGAUGAAGAAGAAAGGUGUGAGGAAAGAAGGUGGAUUCAGUUGGAUCGAUGUUAGUGACACUGAAAGUUCUUUAACGAUGCAAGGUUUCUCUUCAGGCGAUAAGUCUCACCCGAAAUCUGAUGAGAUUUAUAGAAUGGUGGAAGUUCUUGGACUGGAGAUGAGUUUGGAGAGAAAGGUUGCAGUUUGA
Messenger RNA from Arabis nemorensis, 2292 nucleotides. The record is from the annotation of a GenBank genome assembly. Lineage: Eukaryota; Viridiplantae; Streptophyta; Magnoliopsida; Brassicales; Brassicaceae.